Molecule: messenger RNA, 546 nt
Organism: Phytophthora infestans T30-4
Lineage: Eukaryota; Oomycota; Peronosporomycetes; Peronosporales; Peronosporaceae
Exons: 3
Coding region: 1-546 (181 amino acids)
Biological process (GO): box C/D snoRNP assembly
Source: RefSeq, a predicted model, not a curated record
AUGCACGGGAGCCUCGCAGUGCCAGACAAUUCUCGUCUGCAGCGAGCGCAGCAUCGGCGUCGUUGGUUCGCACUGCACCGAAGAUGCCGUCGUCGUGGCCCAGCACCUGCUGCAGAGCACCUUAAAGCCACACUGUUGCUCUCCAAACUUGAAGCGUUCCUGCCUGUGAUGGCCGAGGAGAACAAAAAACUAAGUGAUGCCGUAGCAGCGGGCGAAGGUGCCAAGCACAACAUCGAAGUGGAAGAAGCCGAAGACCGAAGUGACGACGAUAGCGACGAACCUAUGACUGGUGGGAGCGAAGAGGAUACGAAACCGAAGAAGGGCGGAAAAGCACCCGUUAUUGAAAUGAACUUUGCGUUGAGCAUGAUGGACGAGGGCAAUAGCGACGACGAAAACGCGGAGACAGCAGUUGACCCAGAGGCACAGACAAAAGUUGUCGAUUCCAGCUUAAGUGCGAAGAAAGAACAGCAGGAGCAGUUGUCGUUCCGGAUGCGGCUCGAAAAGCCAAGCAACAAGCCGCGCCCGGUGAUUCAGGAGUUGAACUAG